CAUUUACGGUCGAGUCUUUCAAUACCAAGAGAGCAUGUCGUCAAUGGGAUCCAAGUCAUCACAUGGCUCAUCGUUGAUACUCUUCCAAAGUGUUGGCAACUAGUGCGGUGGCUAGAUCUCUAUUGUCAGUGCCAUCCUGUCGAUAUCAGCGCUCUCACCUUGGGCUGUCUGCCGGUCUGCCUGCCGGUCUGCCUGCUUGUCACAGCGAGAGCAAGACUAAGCCCCAGCAUCAGCUGCCCACUACACACAUGGUGCGGUUCAACUUGAUCACGUUGUUGUAUAUGCAACUUGUCAACGGCUGCCUUGUGCAUCUACUGCUAGCGAUAAUUCCAUAUAUUGCGUCCAGCUCACAAUGUGCAGUCUGUCAGCUGUCCCGCCAUGAUGAUCAGAUUCGCACAAAGCAGGGUUGUACUUGCGUGUGUUUGCCUGUGCAUAUGCAUUUCCACUAUAAUUCCGCAGCACAGCAUAUAUCGUUGACGCGAGUGUGGGGGAAGCUGGAGCCGUAUUUGCAAGAUGUCAGACGACAACGCCGUGCAUUUAGCACCAUGCAGGCCACCGCAUUUGCAAAAGCCAGAGUCUCUCACCAUAGGACCACGAUGCUGACAUGCGAUCGGCUAUCAGCCCAUAUGCAAUCCCCACAAUUGGGACCACGUUGCUCAGCGUCUGAUUCCGUGCAGGUUCGCAUGGCGCACCCUGUCUCGGUUGUCGUACUGCGAAACACUCGGUAUGUCGCACAUGUCUAUCUCCGCAGUUUGGGCAGGUGGAUCGGCAUAGCCAUGCAGAGCAACUGGAUACUGGCGGAUAUCCAGCCCCAUCCACCGCGGCAUGACGUCUAAUAUAGGAAUAGUACUGUACAUGUGUUGCAGCCUCACACCUCAGUAGCGCCAAUAUCUCCCACCUUGGAGCCACCGGCACACAAAGACAUGAAGCGAGAUAGCCACAUGGCCAUCUUGGCUUUGAAACUACUGCGAGCAGCAAUCAAAAUGGAAAUUCAGCUUAUGGCAUACUAUCACGACAUGCUCUCUACCGAUCGAGGUCAGUAGUACAAGUCCGAUCCGAAAGCUUAGAAGGUUCUUGUGCAGCCAUAUCCAUUUUCAGCCUCUGCUGCCAUGCAGGCG
This is a messenger RNA of Bipolaris sorokiniana ND90Pr, 1118 nucleotides long. RefSeq lists its product as uncharacterized. Lineage: Eukaryota; Fungi; Ascomycota; Dothideomycetes; Pleosporales; Pleosporaceae. Bases 249 to 836 code for a protein of 195 amino acids. The record is from RefSeq and is a predicted model, not a curated record. The transcript has a single exon.